UUGUCCGUUGCCGUCACUGCAGCUAGCGUUGCGCCGAGCGGAGUGCAGUCAGUGGUCAAGAUUGAAUUUAGAUAGUGCGAAAGUUCUGACGCGCUGUCCGUGUAGUUGUAGACGCCACAUGCAGCACACGUUGUGCUGUUAUUAAUUUAGUUGCGUGGCUUAAUUUUGUUGCCGCUGUAGUCGCUUUAAUUGUUCCAGUUACCGCUCGCUUUUUUAGCAGUGUCAGUGUGUGUGUGUGUGUGUGUGUAUGUGUCAUCGACUGUGCGUGGGUGUUUUUCAUAUCAAUUAACGGUAAAAGCCAGGCAUCGUUUUCAACGCUUUUGUUUUUUGUGCUUCCUUGCGCGCUUCCUUUUCCUCUCGCUGGGACUUGUUCGUUCCGCGUGCCAACAGUAGCUAGACAGGACCAUCUGGAGAAAACAAUAUGACGCACUGGGAGGACUUUUACAACACACAUCUGCCGCCAGCAGACUUCGAGGAUAAUCGCUCUCUGCUUAAGGAGUUCUGCGAACGGCAUAAUAAGCUGCAGAAUCGGAUUGUGCUCGUUACGUCGGGCGGCACCACAGUCCCCCUGGAGCAUAAUACUGUGCGUUUUGUGGACAACUUUAGCGCCGGCACUCGAGGCUCGGCGAGCGCCGAGUACUUUCUGGAUCACGAUUAUGCCGUCAUUUUUAUGUAUCGCCACAAGUCACUGGAGCCGUUCACGCGCCACUUCACUGGCCAGCAGUUCUUCGAUAUGCUGGACAUAGCGGACAACAGCCAGAGCUCUACGAUAGCCAUCAAGCCAGACUCGGUGGACGUGUUUGCGCCGGUGCUGGCCAAGUACAAGAUAGCGCGCGAGACCCAAAUGAUACUCUACGUCAACUUCACCAGCGUUGUUGACUACAUGUGGCUGCUGCGAGCCGCCUGUGAGUGCCUGGCUGCGUUUGAGGAGCGUGCUGUAUUAUAUUUGGCAGCAGCCGUAUCCGAUUUCUACAUACCCGAGGACAUGAUGCCCACACACAAAAUGCAAUCGGGAGAUGGGGCACCUACGAUUUCGCUGCAAUUGGUGCCGAAAAUGCUGGCACCACUAGCCAGCCUGUGGGUGCCGCAUGCCUUUGUGGUCUCCUUCAAGCUGGAAACGGACGAGAAUCUAUUGAUUGUGAAGGCACGCGACAGCCUCAACAAAUACAAGCAUAAGCUGGUUAUUGCCAACGUGCUGCAGACACGCAAGCAUCGUGUGGUCUUUGUAACGCCGACAGAUUCCUAUGAGCUGCAUUUGAGUCGCGAGCAAGCGCUGCAGGGCCUGGAGAUAGAAGAGCCCAUUGUGGCCGACGUGGUGCAAAAACAUGGCGACUUCAUCAGCAGCGCCCAGCAGCGCCAAUGACCGUUGUCGAUGCGCCGCCGGCAGCAGCAGCAGCACCACCACCACCACCACCAGCAGCAGCAGCAGCAGCAGCAGCAUUACCGCCAACUGCCAACCGACGGUAGCAGCAGUAGCAACGUCGACACCGCCGCAGCAACGGAUUUUCGCGUGACCAGUUCACAUUAUUGCCACGUCCUAAAUCCGGGCACGCCAAGUCUCGGACGAAAAUAUUGAGCAGGUUAUAGCGCCAUGUCCAUUUGCAUAUUUUGUACGUUUAAUUUGUAGUUGUCUAUAUUAACGGUUAAUAUCUAUCUUCUUAUGGUAACGCCCUAAAUGGACGCAUCAUAAUUGAUGAUGGUUGAAUGAGCAUGUUAUCGUUGACUGUUUGAAAAAUGAUGUCACCUCUUGUAUUACAUAUUUCCAUUUGACAGUAUCUUCUCUAUGCGUUCUCUGGCUCCCCAUUUCUGUCAUCAAGCAUACGCACCGUGGUAUAUGGCUUUGACACAAGUCUGAGAUCAUCAAUAAUCAGUUUUGUUUCUCUUGCGGCUCUCGUGGCCAGAGCAUCGCGUGAGCACACUCAUCCACAAAUUAGCCACCCGCACACUUACUUAUAUACUCGAACGAAUGCAAACACCAACACACGUACAGGAGCUUUAUAAAAUUGCAAUUUGCAGACCGGCCCUGACGGCUGUCGGUUGCAGGCAUUGCGACAAUUGAUUUACAAGCCGUGCAUAGCAAUGACUACAGCAAAAACAAUAACAGCAACAACUGCGGAACCUGCCAAAUGUCCUUGGCUGUUCAAAUUUAUGGUGGCGUAUACUUAAUGCCUUGACGCUUGUCUGGCUCAAGCAGGUCAAGUGGCGUUUAAAGGUCAGUUUUGAAUGCACUGCAACUCAACAUGAAAUUCUGACAGCUGCCACUGGCAAAUUAAAAUUUAAUUGGGGGCAAAAGAAGAAAUAUAGCAGAACGACCAGCAAGAAAAACUAAUUAACGCAGCGCCCGCAAAAAAAAAAGUAUAUAGAACAAAACAGGAACCGACGCAGACAGCACAGACCAUUGACAGCGGCAGCUGCCUCUUUGGCCUCUCAGGGUCUUGGGUCAGCCUUUUUUCACAUGUUUAUUGCAUGUUCUGUUGCUGCCGCCUUUUAUCUACGGCUUUGCCGCCUAAUCUACCUGCCUUAACUGUUCCCUGGUUGUGGCCUGUGCGACCAAAGGUCCAAAGCUGGCGCCACUUCCGGCCACAUUUUCGGUUUCGGUUUUGUUUCAGCCCCAAACUAGGCAACAUGUUUUUUUUUUGCGCUCGUACAGCAGCUGUGGCGUAAUAUUUAACAACUUUUUCUCUUUAAUGCUUGUGCGCGCCAGUAAAUGUGUUUGCGUAUGUGUGUGCGGGUGGGUGUGUGAAUGUGCAGCAAAUUAGAUUUUAUUGCGUUCACACGUACAACACACAAACAUGAAUACAUAAGAGUAUAGUGAAUUAAGCCAAGGCCCAAUUUCAACAUGGACAUGGCAAGAAACAAGCUAUCAAAACUUGCUAAAAGCAAUUCAACUUUGAGAAGGAAUUUUUCUUACAUUUGGGACUCUGGCCAUGCUUAUCAUCUGAGGCUUACCUUUGUUUUUUAUUUAAUUUUUCUAUUACAAAUAGAAAUAGUUUAUAAAUUUAAAUGAGAUCCUUUGGCGUUAUCGUUUACAAUUUAACAUAUGAAGUUUGUGCUCUUAGGCAGCUUGUGACGAUAAUAAGCCCUUGAAAUAUCUAAAUAAAACCCGUACAUACUGUUGGCACAUA
Molecule: messenger RNA, 3125 nt
Organism: Drosophila virilis
Lineage: Eukaryota; Metazoa; Arthropoda; Insecta; Diptera; Drosophilidae
Gene: Ppcs
Product: phosphopantothenoylcysteine synthetase
Biological process (GO): coenzyme A biosynthetic process
Cellular component (GO): cytoplasm; nucleus
Molecular function (GO): phosphopantothenate--cysteine ligase activity
Source: RefSeq, a predicted model, not a curated record